Messenger RNA from Daucus carota subsp. sativus, 1278 nucleotides. RefSeq lists its product as uncharacterized. The coding region runs from base 138 to 968 and encodes 276 amino acids. Lineage: Eukaryota; Viridiplantae; Streptophyta; Magnoliopsida; Apiales; Apiaceae. Gene Ontology annotation, molecular function: calcium ion binding. The transcript has 6 exons. The record is from RefSeq and is a predicted model, not a curated record.
UAUGUAGUUGUGUGUUUAGCUAAGCAAGCAUACUCAAAAGUCUACUACUACUACAAUAUGUCAUUGCAUCUAGCUUUCAAAAACCUAUCAGCUAGCUCUCACUAACAGAUUGAUCGAAAAGCUAGUUAGUGAUCACCAUGAAUUUUAUUGAUAGGUCGAGGCCGAGGUCCAACCCGGACACUACAAUGGCUAACCUUAGGCAAUUCGUAAUCACUCAAUACCAGGCUGCGCCAAGACAAGUUAAAAACAUGGCACAACAGUUCUUUAAUGCUAUGGACAGAGAUGGAAACAAGAGUGUUGAUUAUUCUGAGUUCAAGUUUUUCUUGGUUUCGGAAGGUUUGGAGUACUAUGCAGGCCGAAACUUGUUUAUGAUGUUAGACGGAGAUGGCAAUCGAGGUUUAGAUUUUUGGGAGGUGAUGACUCUGUACUACAUUAUUAAAAGUGGGAGGCCGUUCUGUUUUAGUUGUGACAUUUUUUUGUCGGGUGUUUAUCAAGUGUGUAAUAUGUGCCGUGGAGGUCCUUCGUAUAUCUGCAACAACUGUCAACAAGGCCACCUAGCAGAGCACCUUCAGCCAAAGAUACGUCAAACAAUACGUCCUUCAAUGAAUAGGCCUCGAGCACCAAAUGCAGGAGCCAUGUAUCCUUCUCGUGGCCAUCCUGCCAGGUUUUCAUCAUCUAAUUCCAUGGUUCCCGUGACUAGAAGUGCAGCUCAUUUUUCAUCUUCUAAUUCCAUGGUUACGAUGAACAGAAAUAAUGCUAGUUUUUCAUCGUCUAAUUCCAUGGUUCCGAUGAACAGAAAUAAUGCUAGUUUUUCAUCGUCUAAUUCCAUGGUUCCGAUGAACAGAAAUAAUGCUAGUUUUCAGGUAAGGGAUGACUACAGCUCAUUGAGGACAGCAUACAAGGCAUUUGAGAUGGCAAUGGACAUGGCAGACUUAGCUUCUACCUUGGCUUCCUGUUCUAUUAUGUGACACAUGAUCAAAAGCUUCAUGUUUCUGUACCUUGUUUUACAUUUUCUGUUAUCCCAAAUAAAUCUAGUGAAGUACUUUUUAAGUUAUAAUGGUUCUUUUUUGUCAGAUAAUAUACUAUUAUCGAUAUAUUUUACUACCAGAGAAUUACUAUGUCGACAAAGAUCUGUUUCGUAGACUAGACAGGGAGGAUAAUGGGAGUCUGGACUUCUGGGACGUAAUGACUCUCUGCUAUAUUAUCAUUAUCAGAAGUGGCAUCUUACUCUGUUGUUACGAAUACCUUACUAUGAUCUUAAUACUUAGUUGUGCUUAA